Molecule: messenger RNA, 1065 nt
Organism: Lolium perenne
Lineage: Eukaryota; Viridiplantae; Streptophyta; Magnoliopsida; Poales; Poaceae
Biological process (GO): regulation of defense response to fungus
Source: RefSeq, a predicted model, not a curated record
UGGUCUUCUAAUAUUGAUCGACAGCUCUGGGAAAAAAAAAUCUGCCUUGGUUACCUGUAGAAAAUAGGCUUGAGUGCUUUGCUGGUCCUGUGGGGUGGCGGUGUAUGGUGAGUGGUGACCAUCCUCUAGAGGAAAGCCAAAUAACGAGCAGCUGCAUCCUUUUUAAUACGCAGACUUCCUCUUCCUGGCUUCCUCUUCCAUUUUCUGGUUAGCAAGUCUCCUGCGGAUGAGGGCGCCUUGCAGAGGAAGAUAAGGUGACAAGAUUCAGCCAGAGUUGUGGUUAGCCAGGGAGCUGUGCAGUGCAGAUGCCGACCAUCAUCGUCAAGGUAGACCUGGGAUGCCGCCGCUGCCACGCCAAGAUCAAGAAAGUGCUCGACAGGAUCAGAGAAAAGGGUGAGUUCGUCAUCGACGACAUCGAGUACGACGAGAAGAAGAGCCGGGUGAUAGUGUCGGGUCCCUUCGACGCCGACAAGCUCGCCGACAAGCUCUGUUGCAAGGCCUGCAACAUCAUCAAGGAGAUCGAGAUCGUGGAGCCGGACAAGAAAGAGGAGCUCAAGCCUCCGGGGCCGGAGGACAAGGUGAAGGAACCGCCGCCGUCGCCAACAAAAACGAAGAAGCACAAGCCGCCGCCACCUCCACCGCCGCCUCCACCGACCAAGGUCGUAGAGGUGCCAUACCCGUGUCCGUACCCCUACCCGCUCCCAGCGUGGCCGUCCGGCUGCUGCUGCCACCACGGACACGGCGGCUGCCACUGCUGCUCGUGCGCCAGGCCGGACCCUCCGCCGGCGCCAGCGCCACAGUACAUCAUGCUGCCGUCGUAUCCGUGCGGCGGCUACAUGAUGGUCUGCGAUGAGGACCCGUCCGGCCCAUGCACCAUCAUGUGAGUAUUGUGUGAAAAUUGUACAACCAUAAUAUUUUGGUCCAUGCACCACCAUGUGAGUAUAUAUGCUGUGAAAAUUGUAGAACCUUAAUAUUUUAUUUUUGUAUUACCAUAACCCUUAAGGGAUAUGUAAAGAUGUACAAGGGGAGAGAGAUUUGGAGUAUAAGAAGAUCCAUACAAACCUA